AGAUUGAUCGAAUUCAUUUAUCUGAUAAACUAAAACAAUGAGAUUUAGUUUUUAACUACAUACUACAUUAAUUUGUGGUACAGAUAUUUAUAUAACUAACUGACAGCCAGAAUGACACCCUACAAGAAAAGCUGGUACUUCAGUCGUUGGCUCUUACUCUUGUCGAUAUUUUACACAUUCUUCGGAACAGCAUCAGGAAACUGCGAUCAGUUAUAUUUUAUGAAAAGCAGUACGCAUCCAAAUUUCGCUGUAGAUGGUAGUGAUCCGAUGGUAGUGAAAAUACAAACGGCUAAGGACGAUUCUAUACAAAAAUGGCAGUUUGUUGGGGCUAACCAUGUAGGCCUGUUCCACAUUUUCAAUAAUGAUACAGGCACAGUUUUGGAAGAAGAUCUUAAUAACUGCGUUCUAGGACUAUAUCCAUAUUGCAGGGUGCGACUUAGCCCCGUAGAGUCAAACAAACAUGUGCAAAAAUGGUUCUUAAACUCCGACGGGACAAUUACUAAUGCGUACUCCCUGCAAAAUUUGGAUAUUUACCGUCGGGUUUAUGAACCAGGAACUGAGGUAAUUACGUACAGAGAAAAUUUAGGCGCAAAUCAACUCUUUAAAUUAGAAGAAACAUCAUAAAUUCUACUCCAGCUUUGUAAAAUUGAUGCAGAACUACUGCUAAUAUUCAUAUGUAUUUGUAUUACUUUAUCUUAACUUUUAAAAACUAUCGUAAGAUAAUAAAAGAUAUAUAUAUAUUAUUUUAUAAAGUUAAUAAUCUACUUUGAUAAGACUACAUUCGGAUGUAAUAAACUCACCCAACAAACAGAAGAUUUAUCACAAAUCUAUACAUACCAUUUUUAAAUACUUCAAAAUUUCAUAGACGGUCAAACAGAAUGGCAUCUUAUAAAAUUAAAUGGUAUACCAACUUUUAUCUUGUGUUGGCAUUUUAUACGAACUUUGUACUAACAUCAGGAGACUGUAAAGACCUUUAUCAGCAACAGCUUUUAAGAAGUACUGCCUCAGCUAUGGUUGUCGAAAGCACAAAUCCUUCACAGGUACAACUACAAGUAUUUCUUAGCACUGCCCAACAACUGUGGUCGUUCCAACGUGGUUCUAGAGCUGGUUUAUUUUACAUCCUGCAUGAAUCUUCAGGAAUGGUCUUAGACAUCAACAUCUGUGACAGUGAGGGGCAAUCUUGCACUUUAAAACUGACUUCUCUAAAUCCAAACAAUCGUCAACAACAGUGGUUUAUCAAUAAAGACGGAACAAUUGCUAAUUCGUUCAAUCUUAUGAAUUUGGAAGUUCAAGGUGGUAUUUAUGCAAAAGGAACUCCUAUCGUCAUCAGCAAUCCAAAUGGUCUUCUGCAGCAACAAUUUACCCUACAAGAUAGGAGUCAGUAGUUUUUCACAUAAAAAUAAUUAACCUACUCUGUGAAGAAUUACAUAAAUUGUGCAUUUAAAAAUA
Zophobas morio is the source of this 1449-nucleotide messenger RNA. RefSeq lists its product as uncharacterized. The record is from RefSeq and is a predicted model, not a curated record. Bases 879 to 1385 code for a protein of 168 amino acids. NCBI's taxonomy places the organism in Eukaryota, Metazoa, Arthropoda, Insecta, Coleoptera, Tenebrionidae. The transcript is spliced from 5 exons.